AAGUCCAGUUUCUGCCUUUUAUUAUCUACUCGAUCUUGGGAAUUUACUUUCUCUUAUUGCACCUCAGUUAACUCAUUUAUUAGAUGAGGAUAAAAAUUGUUUCCACCUGAUAGGAGCUUGGGAGGCAUAAAUGAGAUAAUUCAUUAAAAGGGCUUAGACUACACCUGGCACAUUGUCAGUGUUCAAUAAAUGUUAGUUAUCCUUCCUAUCAUGGGCUACCCCCAGGCUCCUGCCCUGGGACCCCUCUCAUUUAGGGAACACAGGAGUUCUCUCCCAAUUCUCAGACAUCCUGUGUCCUCUACAGGAAGAGGCAGUGCUUUCACCAUCAACUGCUCAAGAUUUGGCCAGCAAGGGGUGUACACCACUGUUCUGGAUUCAGUGUUUGACAGGAAGGCCUUCCGUCCAGCCACCAACUUCAGCAUCCCCACCCUAGUCAACAUCUCCUUCACUAUGUCUGCCAUCCUAGAUGUGGAUGAACAGUUACAGCUCUUGUCAUCAUUCCUGUGGCUGGAAAUGGUCUGGGACAACCCAUUUAUCAGAUGGAACCCAGAGGAAUGUGAGGGUAUCACAAAGAUCAGUACGGCAACCAAGAACCUGUGGCUCCCAGACAUUUUCAUCACUGAGUUCAUGGAUGUGGAUAAGACCCCAAAAGGCCUCAAGGCAUACAUAAAUAAUGAAGGUCGCAUCAGGUACAAGAAACCCAUGAAGGUGACCAGCAUCUGUGAACUGGACAUCUUCUACUUCCCCUUUGACCAGCAGAACUGCACCCUAACCUUCAGCUCAUUUCUCUAUACAGUGGAGAGCAUGUUGCUGGGCAUGGAGAAAGAAGUGUGGGAAAUAGCAGACACGUCCCGGAACAUCAUUCAGACCCAUGGAGAAUGGGAGCUCCUGAGUAUCAGCAAGGCCACUGCAAAGCUGUCCAUGGGCACCAAUCUGUAUGAUCAGAUCAUCUUCUAUGUGGCCAUCAGGCGCAGGCCCAGACUCUACGUCAUCAACCUUCUGGUACCCAGUGGCUUUCUGGUUGCCAUCGAUGCCCUCAGCUUCUUCCUGCCGGCAGAAAGCGAGAACCGUGCCCCAUUCAAGAUUACCCUUCUGCUGGGCUACAACGUCUUCCUGCUCAUGAUGAAUGACUUACUCCCCAUCAGUGGCACCCCCCUCAUCAGUGUCUACUUUGCCCUGUGUCUGUCGCUGAUGGUGGUCAGCCUGCUGGAGACCAUCCUCAUCACCUACCUGCUGCACCUGGCCACCACCCAGCCCCCACCCAUGCCUCACUGGCUCCAUUCCCUGCUUCUGCGCUGCACCAGCCCAAGGAAGUGCUGCCCUGCUGCGCCCCAGAAGGGAAACACCAGCCUGGGCCUCAGCCCCGCCCACCUGCCUGGUGUGAAGGAGCCCGUGGAGUCGGUGGGGAAGGUGCCAGGUCUGAAAGAGGCAGAGUUAAAUGGAUGCCCUGGGUCAACGAGGGCCCAGCAGGAAGACGAGGCCCAGAAGCAGCACUUGGUCAGCCUGUGGGUGCAAUUCAGCUGCGUGAUGGACACCCUGCUCUUCCGCCUCUAUCUGCUCUUCAUGGCCACCUCCAUCACCACCGUCAUUGUCCUCUGGAACACCUAAACAUGAUGUAUGUCUGCUUCUGCACAUCCAGCCCAAAGCUGCUUCUUGCCUCCAGGGGCCAGCCUUUACCCUUGAAUAUCUACUGUCAUGGCCUCAAAGAUUACCAAGUUUCCUGCUACAUUCCAAGCAUCUCAGUCCAGCCCCGCUGAUCAGUCUCAAGCCAAUUUGAGUUAUUUUCCUCUGGUUCCUGCAUUCUGUUGGCUUCUCUUAGCCCUCCCGUGCAGUUCUAGGCCCCCCUUUUUUCUUCUGCAAGCAGUCCUACCUCCUUUGUCUGCUAACUUGUCCCAAUAAAUCAUUUGCAGAGAUCUCUGGCUCU
This is a messenger RNA of Vicugna pacos (alpaca), 1924 nucleotides long. Its product is annotated as 5-hydroxytryptamine receptor 3E. Gene Ontology annotation, cellular component: membrane. Gene Ontology annotation, molecular function: extracellular ligand-gated monoatomic ion channel activity; transmembrane signaling receptor activity. The record is from RefSeq and is a predicted model, not a curated record. Gene Ontology annotation, biological process: monoatomic ion transmembrane transport. NCBI's taxonomy places the organism in Eukaryota, Metazoa, Chordata, Mammalia, Artiodactyla, Camelidae.